This is a messenger RNA of Eimeria tenella, 2370 nucleotides long. RefSeq lists its product as uncharacterized. The transcript has 2 exons. Bases 1 to 2370 code for a protein of 789 amino acids. Gene Ontology annotation, cellular component: nucleus. The record is from RefSeq and is a predicted model, not a curated record. Gene Ontology annotation, biological process: regulation of transcription by RNA polymerase II. NCBI's taxonomy places the organism in Eukaryota, Apicomplexa, Conoidasida, Eucoccidiorida, Eimeriidae. Gene Ontology annotation, molecular function: transcription cis-regulatory region binding.
AUGCGGCCUGCAGGCUGUUGGACUUUUCACAGAGAUCCCCGCAGCAAAUUAGCCCUUCUAUUUCUGUGGCUGUUCUGCUGCUCUUGUGGCACACUGGCAGCAACACCAGCAGCAGCAGCAGCAGCAGCAAGGAGGCUGCGAACAGUACCCCUACGUAAUGCGUCUGCUGCCGCUGCUGCUGCUCCGCCCCAGCUCCGCCCGUGGGCCAGCGUUGGAGUGGACACGCGUCUCCUGGAGCGCAGCAGCAGCAGCAGCAGCAGCAGCAGCGGGAACCUGCAGCUAACUGCAAAUGCACCGGCCCUGCAGCAGAGCUUCCAGCCAACAAAACGGCGCUCUGUGUCUGUGGGGCGGGGCUGGCUAGCAGCUGCUGCUCUUUGCAUCUUUGCAGCAGCUUAUUUGGUGCUGCGCUGCUCUCGUGCUGCAGCUGCUUCCGCGCUGCAGCAGCAGCAAGGGCUUGCUUCGCGUGAGCUAGCUGGGGACAGGAGCAGAGAAGACGGCCACGGCGAGAACGCCGGCAGAAGCAGCAGCAGCAGCUGGGACUGCUUGGGGCCGGGGUAUGCCCCGCCAGCUGCUGCUGUUGCUGCUGCUGCUGCAAAUGCUGUUGCUGAUCUUGCAGAAGCUCCUGCUAUGCCUGCAGAAGCUAAUCUUGCGGGCACAGAGGACGGCGCUGCUGCUGCUGCAGGAGGCGGUGCUGCUGCUGCUGCAGGAGGCGGUGCUGCUGCUGACGCUGGUGCUGCUGCUGCAGGAGGCGGCGUUGAUGCCGCUGCAGGAGGCGGCGUUGCUGCUGCUGCAGUAGAGGGCGCUGCUGUUGCUGCUGCUGCAGCAGACGACGUUGAUGCUGCUGCUGCCGCUGCUGCAGAAGGCGGCGUUGAUGUUGCUGGCGCUGGCGCCGCCGCUGCAGCAGGCGGAUUUGAUGCUGCUGCAGGAGGCGGCAUUGAAGCUGUUGCUGCAGGAGAGGGCGCUGCUGUUGCUGGUGCUGCUGCUGCAGCAGGAGGCAGCGCUGCUGCUGCUGGUUGGAAUGACAGGGCUGGGGGGUCGGAUGUUCCUGCUACUGCAGCAGAUGCCGGCGCAGCAGCGUCUGCUGCAGCAGCGUCUGCUGCAGCAGAAGCUGCUGCAGCAGAAGCUCAAGAAGCGGCGCUGGAGAGGCGCGCAGCAGCAGUGCUGCGGCAGGCGAAGCGGCUGAUGCUGCUGGGGGGGCGGAUGCUGCCGCUGCUGCCGGAGUGGCAGCAGUCUUCGGGAAUAGUUGUGCUGCUGUCGCUGGUGACGCAGGAACUUGCUGCGCUGCGCUGCUUGCUGGGGCCGCUGCUGCAGCAGCAGUACCGCGCAGCAGCAAGAGCUGUUGAACACGAAGGCCGCAGACUCGUGCGGCGCUGGAAGAGCAGCAGCAACUUGACGGGAAUGGUGCGGCGGGCGCGGCGGCUGCUGCGGGUGCUGCUGCGCUCCGCAGAGCUGGUGGCUGCAGCGCCGCCGCCGCAGUACGGCGCGCAGCAGCAGCUGCUGCUGGAGACCUUGGAGUCCAGCAGCUUCGUGCUGCAGCGCUGCAGCGACGUGCUGCUGCUGCUGCUGCCCUGGACGCAGCAGCUGCACGAGGCCAAGUACUUCGCUGCUGUCUGCCGCAGGCAGCGCCUCAACAAACUCGGGCUGGCCUCCUGGGGCGGCUUCGCGCCUGCGGAGCUGGGCACUUCCAUUGCGCACUUUUUGUCCAAAACGAGGUCUUGUCGCGGCUAUUUUUUUGCAUCUUUUUUCUUCAUUUAUGAAUUCUUUGCUCUCUGCGAAAGAGGGGCCAAGCAGGGCGUUCUGACGUGGCGAACCCACUCAGUUCCGCACGUCGACAGCUGCCCGCCGCUGCAGCAGCAGCUGCAGCAGCACGUCGCAGCAACGCUGCCGCAGCUGCGCAACCUCCUCAAGACCUUCCACAGCGCCAUCUUCGCAGCAGCAAGAGCUGCUGCUGCUUCCCGAGACGUCCGCUCCGCCAGUUUGCUGCUCGCCGAGAGCCAGCAGCACCGAAGGGCCUGGGGAGUUCCCGAGGAAACGCUUGCUGCUGCUGCUGCUCUCGGCGCCAGCAGCAACACUUUGAACUUUCUCCACCGCUGCCUCGUCCCACGCACCCGACAGCAGCAGCGCGCAAGCCAGCGCCUCGUCCAGGUGGAACCUGCAGCAGCAGCAGCAGCAGCAGCAGCAGCAGCAGUAGGCAGUGGCCAGCGAGCAGCGCAGCAACGGGAAGCGGAGCAGCGCAGCGAAAAGCAGCAUAGCAGCAGCAGCAACAGAAGCAUAACAGCAAGCAGCAAAGCAGCAGCAGAGCAGCAAGCGGCGAAGCAGCAGCAGAGCAGCAAGCAGCAGAGCAGCAGCAGAGCAGCAAAGAGUGUUUAG